Molecule: messenger RNA, 1789 nt
Organism: Thlaspi arvense
Lineage: Eukaryota; Viridiplantae; Streptophyta; Magnoliopsida; Brassicales; Brassicaceae
Source: the annotation of a GenBank genome assembly
AUUUGGGUUAAGGACGUUAAUUUUGAGCCCAAAGAAAUAAUGAUCUUAGGUCCAGGACACGUUGAAUUUGAGCCCAAAGAAAAAAUUAUAUUUUACCGGACUUGCGAAUUUUUGACUAAAGGAUUCUAUAUGGGUAAAUAGGGUGGAGGGUUCGAACAGCUUCGAAAGAAAAUAAUGAUUUUUCGUAAGAACGAACCACGUCACUAUUACAGAUUGAGACAGUAUCUAUACUUCCACAUCAGCGUUUGACAGGUGGCAACCAAACAUCCAUAUACUCAAACAAUCCAAUGAAAAAAUUCGAACUUAUCCGACCUUAUCUUGUAGCGAAAAAUCUCUCUCCUCCGAUUAUUACUUCUCUCAGCUUCGCAUCAUCAUCACUCGGACAAGCACAAACAUCUGAGACUUGUCGUCAUGGCAACUUCUCUCCAAGCCGCAGCAACUUUUAUUCAGCCGGCGAAAAUCGCCGCUUCUCCUUCUCGCAACGUCCAUCUCCGAUCAAACCAAUCCGUUGGCAAGUCCUUUGGGCUUGACUCUUCAGCUGCUAGACUCACUUGCUCCCUCCAGACUGAGUUCAAAGACUUCGCCGGAAAAUGCUCCGAUGCCGCCAAAAUCGCCGGUUUCGCUCUCGCCACCUCUGCUCUUGUCGUCUCGGGGGCAAGUGCGGAGGGAGCACCAAAGAGGCUAACGUACGACGAGAUACAGAGCAAGACCUACAUGGAGGUUAAGGGCACCGGCACGGCGAACCAGUGUCCGACUAUCGACGGUGGAUCCGAGACGUUCUCAUUCAAGCCUGGUAAGUACACUGGCAAGAAAUUCUGCUUCGAGCCUACUUCCUUCACCGUCAAGGCAGAUAGCGUCAGCAAGAAUGCCCCGCCGGAUUUCCAAAACACUAAGCUCAUGACCCGUCUCACUUACACACUCGACGAGAUCGAAGGACCUUUCGAGGUUAGUUCAGAUGGAAGCGUGAAGUUCAAGGAAGAAGAUGGGAUCGAUUACGCGGCAGUGACAGUCCAGCUUCCGGGAGGAGAACGUGUACCGUUCCUCUUCACGGUUAAGCAGCUCGAGGCUUCGGGCAAACCGGACAGCUUCAGUGGCAAAUUCUUGGUUCCUUCGUACCGUGGCUCGUCUUUCUUGGACCCUAAGGGUCGUGGUGGAUCCACUGGAUACGAUAAUGCAGUGGCUUUGCCAGCCGGAGGCAGAGGAGACGAGGAAGAGUUGUCGAAGGAAAACGUCAAGAACACGGCCGCUUCUGUCGGAGAGAUCACGUUGAAGAUCACAAAGAGCAAGCCGGAGACAGGGGAAGUGAUCGGAGUAUUCGAGAGUCUUCAGCCGUCGGAUACUGACUUGGGUGCUAAGGUACCAAAGGAUGUGAAGAUCCAAGGGGUUUGGUAUGGUCAGCUUGAGUGAUGAUUCUAAUUCAAAACUCUUGUCAAAACCUCUUCUUUAUGUUAAUGAAAAUGCCCAAUAAAUAAAUUACAUAUUAUAUCGAUAAAUAAUUUGAGAAAUUAAGCUUCAGUUCAAUUUUCUAGCUACACGAAAGUUUAAUGAACCGUAACAAAUGGAACAUGGAUUGGAGCGGGACGAAGAUUGUCAGUUACGUAUUGUUGUUAGGAAUUAAAAAAAUGUGUUGUGUCAGUUUUUUUUUUCUUCAUUAAUUUGUAUAAAUAUGAUUAGGUGAAUUAGAGUUUGGUGUGAUGGUAUGUUUCAGUAUUAUAGAUGAGAGUAUAGUGGAAUUAUUUUGCUUUUUUCUUCUAAUAAUUAAUACGAAGUUGACUAAGUUUUUAUUUGA